ACGCGACUGAAGGCGCCCGACGUCACGAGCUUGAUCGGUCCGUUCCGGGGAAAGAUUCGGAAGUGUUGGGAAAAAGCUGAUGAUUUGGCUGGAUUCGGACCAACCAACCGACGCCUCCUGCACCACAACGCAUGUGUGUCACCAGUGCGCCAGACGGUAAUGUCUAAUUUUAGCACGUCGCUUGCGUUACACGAUCUGUUUAUUUUCGCCUACCGCAGUUCAGCGAAGGUUUCGUCGCGAAAAAAUGCUACGUCCUGCUCGCUUGCCGCACGUGCACGGACGUUGUUCCGGUGGGAGUAUGGUCGAUGGUGCUCGUUUCUUGCAGUACGAUUCGCGACACGAUCAAACACGGGUGCGCUGCUGUCGACUCUGUCCCCUGUAGAAGCGAUCUCGGCUGAGCGUGAUGGAACGCGUAGUGGAUAGUGUGUGCUGGGGAUCGGCAACAGCUGAUCGGCUAGAACCUGCAGUACGCUCGGGCAAGUGUUAUAUCUGUGGUGACCGGUUCACCUCUGAACCGGAGCUUGACCGACACCUGGACGAUCGGCAUGCGGCCGACCUGAUACCGUACCGUUGCGACAUUUGUGACAUCGGUCGAUGCUUACCGAUCCGUUCGAUGCGCGCUAUUAAUAAACACUUUGCCCUGCAUGAUGUGCACGAGCGGAUGCACCAGUGCAGCCACUGUACGCUACGCUUUCGCACCGAACGCAAUCUACGAUCGCACGUGCGGCUCUACCAUCGAGGCGGUGCGCACAAUGUGAAGGCUGCAAACCCGAAAGGCUCGGAAGACUCUCCAUCAACCCACCAGACGCUUCCAGUGUUGCCGGCAGCGGAACGUAGCGGGAGGGAUCGCUAUCAGUGUUGCCACUGUGGGACCACCUACACCACCGCGAAUGCACUGAAGCGCCACGAAAACACACACACCUUGGGGGUGCGAUACGCGUGCCAACAGUGUGGGAAAGUGUUUGCCAAGCUGGACUGUCUCACGCAGCACGAGCGCAUCCACAGCCAAACGCGCCCGUACGUCUGCGACCAGUGCCCGAAAACGUUCAUUCAGCUGGCCCAUCUACGCAUCCACAAGCGUGCACGGCACAGCGGAGAGCGGCCCCAUUUGUGUGGGAUAUGCAACCGGGGGUUUCGAUGCCGGACGGCACUGACCGUGCACGGGCGCAUUCACACCGGCGAGAAACCGUUCCGGUGCACGGUUUGCUCGGUGCAGUUUAGUGAUGCGGGUACGCUGCGAAAGCAUGGCGCUGUACAUCGGGAAAAGAAGUUGAAGGAUGGCACUGCCGUACAGUUGGCGAACACACAGCGGCAGAAAGCGGGAUGAAGCUAGUAGCGGUUGAGCGUGUGGUCAGUGGAAAAUGGAAAAGUCUCUUUGUAACUGGUUGUGAAAAAAUACAUGUGUUCUGAGAGCUGUG
Anopheles stephensi (Asian malaria mosquito) is the source of this 1418-nucleotide messenger RNA. Its product is annotated as zinc finger protein 250-like. The record is from RefSeq and is a predicted model, not a curated record. The coding region runs from base 404 to 1327 and encodes 307 amino acids. The transcript has a single exon. Lineage: Eukaryota; Metazoa; Arthropoda; Insecta; Diptera; Culicidae. Gene Ontology annotation, biological process: regulation of transcription by RNA polymerase II. Gene Ontology annotation, molecular function: DNA-binding transcription factor activity; RNA polymerase II cis-regulatory region sequence-specific DNA binding.